GAAAUAAACAAAAAAAUGUACUUUAAAGUAAAAUUGUACAUUUCACUUUUCCUAAUCUCACUCUGUUCGGAAUAUGCUGAAGCACAAGCCAUUCCAGAAUUUGUACUGAAAAAGCUGUGUAACGAAAAAGACGUUGGAGCUGUGGCUUAUCCUGGAUCUCAAUCUAAAUUCAUUGUUUGCCUCAACGACAAAGUUCACGUUGAUGAAUGUUCAGUUCCAGGAACAUGCUUUGACGAAAGGAAACAAAUAUGUUCUCUGUGUGGUCAAAGCAGCGAGAACAUCCAUUUGACUAAUUAUGUUAAAGCUAAGUGUGAACAACAUGAGCUAUGGUUUACUGCUGUUGCAGCACCAACUGACUGUACUCAUUAUUACUUCUGCAUGGAUAUAAAUACUAUACCGGUAUAUACAGCAUGUCCGGAAAAUACGCAUUUCUCAGAUAAGCAAAAGAAGUGCGUAUCUCCAGCUAUUGCUGGUUGUGUGUCAACGGAAAAGAUUUGUUUGAAUGUAGCUGAUGACAUACAAUUUGCUACAACCAAUUGCUUUGACUACUAUGAAUGCUCUAACCAAAAGGCUGUGCUUAAGUCUUGUGCAUACAAUGAGCAUUUUGAUGAAACUGCUGGAAGAUGUAUUCCUAUAAAAAAAUCGAAAUGUGUAGAAAAAGGUGUUCGCAAGCCGACCUGUAAUGAAACUAACGAGGGAAUGUACUUUGCUCAUCCAAAAUGCAAUCAAUAUUAUAUGUGCUUUGCUAACAAUGUCUAUGAGGUCACCUGUGAAACUAAUUCUUACUUUAACAAGGAGGAAAAUAAAUGUACUAACACCCCUCAAUCCGGUUGUUCGAUGUAAAUUAUUUUGUACUUUAAUUUGAAAAAUAGAUCAAAAUAAAGAAUAAAAUAUGUG
Teleopsis dalmanni is the source of this 897-nucleotide messenger RNA. Its product is annotated as peritrophin-44-like. Bases 16 to 843 code for a protein of 275 amino acids. The record is from RefSeq and is a predicted model, not a curated record. Gene Ontology annotation, molecular function: chitin binding. Gene Ontology annotation, cellular component: extracellular region. The transcript has 3 exons. NCBI's taxonomy places the organism in Eukaryota, Metazoa, Arthropoda, Insecta, Diptera, Diopsidae.